AUGCAUUACGUAACGACCGCUACGACGAGAUUGCUCGGCAUCCAGCACCCCAUCAUGCUGGCUGGCAUGGGGCAGACUUCUGGCGCAGAGCUUGUUGCAGCGGUAUCUAACGCCGGUGGGAUUGGAGUCAUUGGUGGUGUUAAUUACACUCCUAAGAUGCUGCGAGAAAUGAUCAUGGAGCUCAAGACUAACCUGCGGGAUCCAAACUUGCCUUUUGGAGUCGAUCUACUAAUACCCCAGGUUGGAGGUUCGGCGCGAAAGACAAAUAUCGAUUACACCAAGGGCGCUUUAUUCGAGCUUGUUGAUAUUAUGAUUGAGACUGGCACAAAGCUUUUUGUCUCGGCUGUGGGUAUACCUCCGAAAGCGGUGGUUGAUAAGUUACACGCCGCGGAAUAUGGUCGGCCAUCCCAAGGUAUUGUUGGUGCUGAAGCUGGGGGACAUACUGGUGAUAUCCCAACGAGCAUUCUUAUUCCCGCCUGUGCCGAUAUCUGUAAGCAAUAUGUAUCACCUUUGACUGGUCUACCAGUCCAACUUGUCGCCGCUGGUGGUAUUUACGACGGUCGAGGAGUUGCCUCUGCGAUGAUGUUGGGUGCCAGUGCAGUCUGGAUUGGAACAAGAUUUCUCGCUGCACGAGAGUCAGGGGCACCAGAAGCUGCAAAGAAGAGUGUCAUCGAAUCUGGUUUCGACUCAACCAUCAGAAGCACCUUUUGGAGCGGUCGUCCGCUACGCGCGUUAGCAACUCCUUACGUUCUUGAUUGGGAAAAGAACCGCCAGCCAGAAUUCCUCGAGCUUCAAAGUCAGGGUAAAGUGGUAAUGGAACACGAACUAGACAAGCUGGCUCAUGAAGGCAAGCUCACGGAGGAAAUCGAGGAGCAGUCUGUAUUGCGCCCUAUGGGACUUGUGGCGGCUUUGGUCACUAAAUCUAAUCAAUCCGCUGGUGAAAUCGUGGAUGAGAUAAUGGGGGAAGCAUAUGAAAUAUUGACAGGCGCGAGUGUGCUCGUAUCAUCGACACCAAAAUUAUAG
This is a messenger RNA of Exophiala bonariae, 1023 nucleotides long. RefSeq lists its product as uncharacterized. The record is from RefSeq and is a predicted model, not a curated record. Bases 1 to 1023 code for a protein of 340 amino acids. The transcript has 6 exons. Gene Ontology annotation, molecular function: nitronate monooxygenase activity. NCBI's taxonomy places the organism in Eukaryota, Fungi, Ascomycota, Eurotiomycetes, Chaetothyriales, Herpotrichiellaceae.